AUGAGCUCCUCCCUCAAGAUCCGCGCCAGCGAGCUCCAGUCCAAGAACAAGGAGGCUCUUAUGGAGCAGCUCACCGAGCUCCGCACUGAGCUCACCUCGCUCCGCGUCCAGAAGGCUGUCGGUGGCUCUGCUUCCAAGCUCACCAAGAUCAACACUGUCCGCAAGUCGAUCGCCCGUGUCCUUACCGUCGUCAACCAGAAGCAGCGCCAGAACCUCCGCGAGUUUUACAAGAAGUCGAAGUACAUCCCCCUCGACCUCCGUUACAAGAAGACUCGCGCCAUCCGUCGCCGUCUCACCGAGAAGGAGAAGAACGCCAAGACCGUCAAGGCCCAGAAGAAGGCCAUCCACUUCCCCCAGAGGAAGUACGCUCUUAAGGCUUAA
Trichosporon asahii var. asahii CBS 2479 is the source of this 381-nucleotide messenger RNA. RefSeq names its product ribosomal protein L35. Gene Ontology annotation, cellular component: cytosolic large ribosomal subunit; ribosome. Bases 1 to 381 code for a protein of 126 amino acids. The record is from RefSeq and is a predicted model, not a curated record. The transcript has 3 exons. Gene Ontology annotation, molecular function: mRNA binding; structural constituent of ribosome. NCBI's taxonomy places the organism in Eukaryota, Fungi, Basidiomycota, Tremellomycetes, Trichosporonales, Trichosporonaceae. Gene Ontology annotation, biological process: maturation of LSU-rRNA from tricistronic rRNA transcript (SSU-rRNA, 5.8S rRNA, LSU-rRNA); translation.